AUGCCUCAUGGUCCGCCGUACCUGCGUGAAGCGUCGUCAUCGCUCCUUCACAACAGGCGGCAGAGAGACAAGGCUUUACUUGUCGGCCUCGAGUACGGGCGCAAGGGAGACGACGCCGUUCCUCCUCUCCCUGGCAUCCAUGAAGACAUUCACUGCUUCAGAGAAUAUCUCAUUAAGCAUGAGCUGUACUGGCCUAAUAAUAUCACUGUGCUACUGGACGACGGCAUGGACGACACUCAGGGCAUCAAAUCUGUUGCGGACGAUUCUGACCUUUAUCGCUUGAACAAACCGAACAGGAAAACGAUCCUGCGCGAGUUCCGCCGUCUCGUUGAAGGGAUGAGAGAAGGCGAUUGUCGCAUCUUACUCAGCAAGUCUUGUCAUGGAGCUCAGCUAAUCAACUUGGAUGGCACGGAAGAGGACGAGCGCGACGAAGGUGUGUCCAGUCACAGGAUCCGCUUCAACGAGCGGUUGACAACGUCCUGCAGUCUUCAUUGCAGCUGGGAACGGUGGUUUCCCCCCUUCACAGGAGAUGCACCGUUGCUGGAGAGUCCAGAGGAUAUAGGUCGGCUUCCUGAGAAUCACGACUUCUACAAGGUGCUGAAAGGCCUCAUACUCGAUAAUGAAUUUCGAAAGGAGCUAGUCGAUGCUAUACCGCCAGGCUCUCAGCUCGUGGCUAUCGUCGAGACAUGUCACUCCGGAACGCUCCUUGACCUGGACUCUAUGAAACCGGAAGAGGUUCACGUGGACGACGAAGUUCACGGCUGCGGUAAUCCGGCGAAAGGUAAAACUCUCCAUCUCGGUCUGUCAUCACAGUACUCAUCGCCUCUCGAGAUAUCUCCAAGGUUUUGA
This is a messenger RNA of Phanerochaete carnosa HHB-10118-sp, 849 nucleotides long. RefSeq lists its product as uncharacterized. NCBI's taxonomy places the organism in Eukaryota, Fungi, Basidiomycota, Agaricomycetes, Polyporales, Phanerochaetaceae. The transcript has 6 exons. The coding region runs from base 1 to 849 and encodes 282 amino acids. The record is from RefSeq and is a predicted model, not a curated record.